AAUUAUUUAUAAUUUAUUUUCAGAUGAUGAAUAAAGAUUCGUCUACAACAGAUCUAGAAACUAAACAGUCUUUGCUUAGUGCAGAGAUAUUGAUGCACGAAGCUAAGAUCCAGCAGCUAACUGAUGAGAACCAAGAGCCUAUGACCCAGAGAGACGAACUGGAUCCUGCCAUGACAACAAAAAGAGCAGUACCAGACACUACUCGUGCAGACUCAGCUGGCAAAGAGGGACCAGUAGCACUGAAACUAGAAGAGGACGUGUCCAGUUUGAGAGAGAAGUGGUCAGAGUUGAAUGCUCAACUGGAAGAGAGUCAGGGAACCAUUGCAGAGCUCACAGGACGUGAGCUUGUACUAACUAGUCAAUUGGACCAGUCUUCAGCUCGUGUGGUUGUACUGGAGUCACUGCUACAGGCCCAAUCAACAAGCCUCAUGGGCCAAGAGGAACUACUGACUAAGAAUAAAUCAGCAUUGAAUAUACUGAGAGAAGAGAUUGAGGAUACUAAGAAUAGCUAUGAGAUAUCCUGCCAGGAGAUGAGAGAGCUACAGGAGAAAUUGAGGAGUGCCAUGAUGUGCAGUGUGGAAGAGUCAAGACAGCAAGUAAACCAACAUUAUGU
Messenger RNA from Amphimedon queenslandica, 613 nucleotides. RefSeq lists its product as uncharacterized. The annotation marks the transcript as partial. The record is from RefSeq and is a predicted model, not a curated record. Lineage: Eukaryota; Metazoa; Porifera; Demospongiae; Haplosclerida; Niphatidae. The transcript is spliced from 2 exons.